Molecule: messenger RNA, 1623 nt
Organism: Exophiala xenobiotica
Lineage: Eukaryota; Fungi; Ascomycota; Eurotiomycetes; Chaetothyriales; Herpotrichiellaceae
Exons: 4
Coding region: 1-1623 (540 amino acids)
Biological process (GO): transmembrane transport
Cellular component (GO): membrane
Molecular function (GO): transmembrane transporter activity
Source: RefSeq, a predicted model, not a curated record
AUGAGCGACUCACCACCCUCUCUCAAAGCGCACUCGGCGCAGCCAGCGAAUUUCCAAGAUGCUAUCCUGUCCGCCGACGAGCUCGAACUCCGAGCCCAAGGUCACAAGGGAGAGCUUCCCCGACAAUUCUCUACGCUUUCGACUCUGGCCAUCGCCUUCCUCCUGACGAGCGCAUGGAUCGGGUAUUCAGCAACAUUCCCCUACCCGUUGCUGGCCGGCGGUGGGCCAUAUGUGUUCUGGGGCUUGAUCGUUGCCACGAUCGCUUGCUCCAUCAUCACUGCCGGACUGGCGGAGCUGAGUUCAGCGUAUCCCUCCACCGGAGGACAAUACCAUUUCGCAUUCAUGGUGUCAUCCGAGAAAACUCGGGCGGCCGUUGCCUUCGUCAUGGGCUGGCUCUCCGUCAUCGCCUAUUGUCUCUUCACGGCCAGUGCCACGAUCGUCUGUGCGCAGAUCACGGCCGCAAUCGCCGGUUUCUGGCAUCCAGACUAUGUCGCAACUCAGUGGCAGAUCUACUUGAUGUACAUCUUGUAUCAGGCGCUCGCGACAGCCGUCGUUGUGCUCUUCCCCCGACAGCUGCCGAAAACCGAGAUUGGGUUCUUCUUGAUCAGCGUUUCUGGCUGUAUUGUCUUCUUCAUCACUGUACUUUCGGCCAGUGACACCAAACAACCCGCCGAGGUCGUUUUCACCGAAGUUGUCAACGUCACCGGUUGGAGCGAUGGAGUCUCUUUCAUCCUGGGAGUAGGAACGUGCAUGUACGCGUACAUUGCCACGGAUGGGGCAUCCCAUAUCGCCGAGGAAAUCCCCAACCCGGGCAAAGGUGUCCCCAGAACCAUGAUGCUCAGUCUGGGCAUAUCAGCCGUCAGCGUGAUCCCCUGGACUUUGGCAUUCCUUUUCUCGACCAACGACCUCGACGCCGUUGCGUCUUCCAGCUUUCCUAUCCUCGAGGUCUAUCAGCAAGCGUUGAACAACCGUUCAGGUGCCACGUUCCUCGCCGUGUGGCUUCUGGUCAUCUAUUUCGGCUCCGUCGUCAGUGUCGUGGCGGCCACGGGCCGUCUGACUUGGGCAUUUGCUCGUGACAACGGCCUUCCAUACUCACCUACCUUUGCGAAGAUCAGCCCCAGCCUCCAAAUGCCGGUCAAUGCGACGAUCGCUUCGAGCGUAUUCGUCGCCUGUUACGGUGCAAUCUACGUGGGAUCCACUACGGCCUUCAACAGCUUCAUCUCCAUGUCGAUCCUUUCGCUCAAUGUCACGUAUGCGAUUCCGCAAGGCAUUGUCUUCUUCCGCGGGCGAGACAAAGUUCUUCCGCACACACGGCAGUUCAAUCUGGGCAAGAUAUUCGGCCCUUUCUGCAACAUCUUCUGUGUGUGUUGGGUCUGCUUGUACACAGUAUUGUUCUGUCUGCCGACCUUCUUGCCUGCCGAGGUCGAGUCCAUGAACUACGUUUCUGUAGUUGUGGCUGGCUGUGCCUUGAUCAUCGUGAUCAUGUGGUUCUCUGGCAAGAGAAAGACAUUCGUGGGACCGAUUAUAAACAUGGAACUCCUAGAGGCCGCUAAGAUUCAACACGUUGACGCCGAGACUCAAGCAACAAUCCUGGCUGGCGAGAAGGUGGUCGAAAGUCGGUGA